Galleria mellonella (greater wax moth) is the source of this 3260-nucleotide messenger RNA. RefSeq names its product membrane alanyl aminopeptidase-like. The record is from RefSeq and is a predicted model, not a curated record. Gene Ontology annotation, cellular component: cytoplasm. Gene Ontology annotation, biological process: peptide catabolic process; proteolysis. The transcript is spliced from 15 exons. Lineage: Eukaryota; Metazoa; Arthropoda; Insecta; Lepidoptera; Pyralidae. The coding region runs from base 116 to 3139 and encodes 1007 amino acids. Gene Ontology annotation, molecular function: peptide binding; zinc ion binding; metalloaminopeptidase activity.
CGAUAUGAUUUGAUAUGUUAUCUAUUAUAAAAUUGAUUACCACUGUCUAAUAUUCAAUUGAUUUAAAUUAUUUUAUUCUAGUUGUCCGAAAUACAGCACAGGUCCACCUGUUUACAUGAUGGUGACCUUAAAUUUAUUAAUAUUAAUUUUAAUAUACACCAAUGUUUACGCAAUUCCUUAUAAUCCAUCACCAUUAAGAACUACAAUUUUUGGUGAUGAAAUGAUUGAAGGAGAAAUUUUCGAAGAUCUUCGUUAUAUAAAUGAAGUAACUGGAUCUACUCGUAAUAUCGAUCCUAGUGAUUAUCGACUACCAAGAGCAACAAGGCCAAAAGAAUAUGACCUUUUACUGCACAUUGAUAUAGAAAAAUUGGCUUUUUCUGGUACAGUAACUAUUUAUCUAUAUGCUACACAACCGAAUGUCAACGAAAUAGUUAUACAUACUGACGAAUUAAAAAUUGAAUCAGUUGUUCUGAAAAAGGAUAAUGUAACUGUACCACAAUCAUAUUUUGAGCAAGAAGAAUUAGACUUUCUUCGGGUACAGUUGGUAAAUAGUACAUUGGAAUACAAUGCAGAUGGUGACCAAAUAUAUGAACUUACUGUAAAAUUUGAAGCGGAUUUGCGUGACGAUAUGACCGGUUUAUACAAAAGUUGGUUUAGAAAUGAAAAUUAUACAGCAGAAGUAAGUUACAUAGCAACAACACACUUUCAAGCUACAGCCGCUAGACGUGCAUUCCCGUGUUAUGAUGAACCAAGUUUUAAAGCAGAAUUCAACAUAGUUAUUCGACGACCUUCUUCAUAUAAAAGUUGGACUGGAACCAGACGUUUGACGACAAGAAAUAGUUCAAUUCCUGGGUAUGAAGAGGAUGUAUUUUCAACAACACCUGUAAUGUCCACUUAUUUAUUAGCCUUCAUUAUUGCUGAGUAUCAAUCAGUUUAUGCUGAUGAAAGUCUUGCAUAUGAAGUCAUAGCAAGACCCGCUGCGAUACGGGACAACCAGUUCCAGUAUGCACUGGAAUUUGGGCAGAAACUUUUAAGUAGAAUGAGCGAUCAUAUUGGCAUAGAUUUCUAUGAUGUUCAUGAGAAUCUAAAAAUGACACAAGCCUCCAUCCCGGAUUUUGCAGCUGGUGCAAUGGAGAAUUGGGGAUUAUUGAUCUACAGGGAGGCGUAUCUUAUGUACAAUGGAAAUCAUACUAACAGUAACUACAAACAACUCAUUUCUUAUAUUUUGUCACAUGAGAUUGCUCAUAUGUGGUUUGGAAAUCUUGUAACGUGCGAUUGGUGGAAUGAUUUGUGGCUAAACGAAGGUUUUGCUAGAUACUACCAAUAUUAUCUCACAGAUUGGGAAGAUAGCGAGUUUGGUUUUGAAACACGCUUCAUAAAUGAACAAGUGCAUGCAGCUCUUCUUUCCGAUUCUGUCCAAAGUGCACAUCCUCUUACUCAAACCGGUAUUGGAAGUCCGACUGAAGCGCGAAGUAUGUUUACAACUAUAUCUUAUGGUAAAGGGGCGGCUGUCUUAAGAAUGACUGAACAUCUUUUAACUUUUGACGUAUAUAAACAAGGUUUGAAAUAUUACUUGGAUAACAGAAAAUUUAACACAGCAUUACCGAUUCAUCUUUUUGAAGCACUUCAAAGGGCUGCAAACGAGUUUGGAGCUAUAGAAGAGUAUGGGUCAGAUUUUUCUGUUAUUGAAUAUUUCAAAACAUGGUCCGAACAAGGUGGCCAUCCUGUACUUAACGUUCAAGUUAAUCAUCAAACUGGUGAAAUGAUAAUCUCUCAGCAACGUUUUAACAUCAACGUUGGUUAUGGAACAGCAUCAAGGAACUGGAUUAUACCAAUAACAUUCGCUACUGCUAGUAAUCCAGACUUUGAAAAUACUAAGCCUACUCACAUCAUAAAAAAUGGUGUCACAGUCAUUGAUCGAAAAUCUAUUGGUGAUGAAUGGGUUAUUUUUAAUAAACAACAAACAGGUUAUUAUCGUGUAAACUAUGAUGACUACACGUGGGAUCUCAUUGCUAUAGCUUUGAAGACUAAUAGAACUGUCAUUCACGAGUUUAAUAGAGCUCAAAUUGUCAAUGAUGUUUUCCAAUUUGCGCGUUCUGGAAUAAUGAGCUAUCCGAAAGCACUAAACAUUCUUUCCUUCUUGGCAAACGAAACUGAUUACGCGCCGUGGGUAACAGCGAUGAGUGGCUUCACUUGGUUAAGAAAUAGAUUCGCCAGCACACCACAUUUGCCGAAACUUGAGGGGCUUAUAAUUGAUUGGGCUAGCAAUGUCAUGGACAAUCUUGGUUACUAUCCCCAAGAAGGAGAAUCGUUUAUGAGGUCUUAUCUACGGUACCAACUAGCUCCAAUUAUGUGUGCGAUGAACGUUACGAAAUGUCGCGACGCUGCUAAGGAACAAUUUGAACAGUUGAAAAGCAGUAAUACUUACGAGGUUCCUGUUGAUAGUCGUAACUGGGUGUACUGUAAUGCACUACGUGAUGGCACAGAAGAAGAUUUUAACUUACUAUGGGAGAGAUACCAGCGUCAUCAAGUAUAUAACGAGAAGAUAUUACUUCUUUCAGCUCUCGGGUGCACUCCACAUAAAAAUUCUCUAUACACUUAUAUGGAUGCUAUUGUUCAAGAAAACCAUAUAAUUCGUCGUCAAGAUUAUACUACAGCCUUUAAUGCAGCUGUAAGUGGUAAUGAAGGAAACACUCAGAUAGCAUUCCAAUUUAUUAAGGAUAAUUUACCAACAGUUGACGCUGCGUUUGUAGUAAGAUCAACUUUAGCCACGCCACUGUCAUACGUGUCUGCAAGAUUGAGAACCGAAGAUGAAGUGAAUGAAUUUGAGCAAUGGGCAAGAGACAAUCGUAUGGCUUUAGGUGAUCACUACAAUGCAAUUAUGAGCGGUGCUAAUUCAGCACGCAACAGUAUUAAUUGGGUUCAACAGGUCCAAGACGACGUUAUAAAUUAUAUUUUAGGCAACGUGGAUCCUAUCACCACGACUACAUCAGCUCCUACUACCACAACUGUUAUUACAACAGUAUCUCCGGAGGCGAUACUGAGGCCUUCCACUCCUGAACUACCAGACUCUGCGGUCACGACUGCUUUGUCAUUAAUCGUAUUGAUUUCUACUAUAUGUGUUAACCUAAUCUUCUAAUUGUCUCUGUUUACUUAACUGUAAUGAAUAUCAAAUAUUUUACCACGACGUGAAUGUAGAUACGAAUGUUAUAACAGUUUUUACAUAAAUAUGUUAUACAAAUAUUAUAAAUACAAAUAUU